UAAAGAGAACGAACAGCGGAGGAUGACCAGACAGCGGUUGUUUUCCUCAUUGGGGCUGGGGCCGGGCAUGUUCCAGGAGAAGUUGGAAUUGAAAAACUUGGAGUACAAACACAUACUGGGAGCAGCCGCGACGGGAACAAGCAGCAAUAGUGCGAAAAAACCGCAUGACAAGUCGUCUUCUUCACCGACAAACACCAACACACAUCUUACCAAAAGCCACGUGAACAGCAUGAUUCCGCCGACACGGGUGAAAUCUUUUUGGUUAGACGUCGACCGAGAUAACUCGGGCGAGAUUGAAUUCGAGGAAUUCUUGAUCUGGUUUUACCACACUUUUGAACUCCCAACCAGGUCGGAAGAAGACCUCCGGUUCGAACGCAUGAAUGAAACCGCGAAGCAGUUGUCACCGGGGAACCGGGGGUUGUCGAAAAAGGAGGUGAAUCGGUUACGGGAGAAACGGGAAGAGGAUUUAGUGGUGCGGAAAUUGUUGUUCGGACCUGGGUUUGACGGCGGUGGUGGAGCAACAGGGGGAAUUAGCUUGGAGGAACAAGAAGGAACACUUCAAACUUCUGAUGCAAAACAUCAACAAGCAGCGAAAAAUACUAAGAUCACGACCCACAACAAGCUCCCGAUCCGAACGUUAGAUGACGAUGAAUCCUUCUACCCGCCACCCUUUGUUUACAAGCCCGAGCUCUGUGAACGGCCGAACUCCGCGGUGCCUGGGGGGAGUAGAGCGAGGCGGAUGCCGCGGACGUCUAUGAAUUCCACAACGAACGACACCGGUGUCCACUUCGUCCCGGAUCACGUGCACGAAAUGCAGAUGAGUUUGCCACCACGGCCGGCUACCGCAGGUGGGGGAUCCAGAGUGCGAAACCGUUCGGGACUCGCGGGGGAGGGUACUAGAAACCAGCAAUUUAAUAUCCCGAUGAACAAGCAGGACCUGUUUUCCACGACCGAGAACCAGCCACCGCGGUCCCUCACUCCCCAGGAACUCUUCUACUCGGUCGCCAUCGGCGGGCGGGGGCGAUCCGGGCUAGUCCGGGAGCAGAUUAUGCGGGGCGGGCAGUUUUAUCAAAUGCAAAAAUGUCUGGGUCUGGAACCUUGCUCGACUUGUCAUGCAGGUUUUCCAUGAUCCAUAUGAUCUGUAAUGGAGGACCUAGCAUGACAGGUUCCGCGAGAUCACUAUCAUGCCUAUCCUGCAUGAGAAACUGCCUCUCAACUUGAUCAAAAGUUGGCAGCAUUUGGUAAUCAUGCAACACAGAUUUUUGCGCGAUUCAGAUUUAGCAUGACAAGUUCCAACUUCCAGACCCAGACAGUUUUGCAGUGCAUAAGUUUAAGAAAAAUUCGGAACUCGAUUCGGAAUUUCAGCAGUGGAAGAUGGAAAACUGCCCCUGGCACAACGAAGAGAAGGAUCGAAAGGCGAAUUUCCUAGUGCAGAAAAACCAACAGAUUGCGAACGCGAAGCGGAAUAGACAUUCGGUCAGCCCAGGGUCGCCGAAGGUUUUGAACGCACUCUCUCUGCGAGGCGGAACUCACGGUGGAGCUAUGGCGGCGACGGCAUUUGUGGCCAGGAGCUGAUCAGGUUCAAAAGCUUAGCGUAAUUGAGGAACAAAGGAUGAAUAUGAAAGGUGGAACUGGCGAGUACUAGUAGUAGCAAGUCAUUCUGUGGCAGCUCGAAUA
This is a messenger RNA of Amoebophrya sp. A120, 1677 nucleotides long. Lineage: Eukaryota; Dinophyceae; Syndiniales; Amoebophryaceae. The record is from the annotation of a GenBank genome assembly.